Capsaspora owczarzaki ATCC 30864 is the source of this 764-nucleotide messenger RNA. RefSeq lists its product as hypothetical. Gene Ontology annotation, cellular component: mitochondrial intermembrane space. The record is from RefSeq and is a predicted model, not a curated record. Gene Ontology annotation, molecular function: phosphatidic acid transfer activity. Lineage: Eukaryota; Filasterea; Ministeriida; Capsasporidae. The transcript is spliced from 3 exons. Gene Ontology annotation, biological process: phospholipid transport. The coding region runs from base 24 to 641 and encodes 205 amino acids.
CUCUUUUAUUCAUUCCAUGCACGAUGGUUCGCAUCUGGAAGUCCGAGUCCAAGUUUGACGCGUCGUUUGACGAGACGACGACCGCGUUCUGGGUCAAGUACAGCACUGGUCACCCGCUCACCAAGCACGUCAUGUGCUCGGACGUGGUCGACCGCCACAUUGACCCAGACACGGGCGUCCUGCACACGACGCGGAUACUCGUCAAGACAAACCCAAAGCCAAAGUGGGGUGAAAUGAUUUCCGCAGUCACAACCGCGUAUAUUGUCGAGCGGACAACCGUCGACCCAGUCACUCGCACAAUGACGACAUUCACACGCAACGUCAACCACAAGCGACUCAUGACCAUCGAGGAGCGCUGCGUCUACACUCAAGAUCCAUCCUGUCCAAACACAACUCACUGCAAGACCGAAGCGACAGUCACAUCGAACGUCUGGGGAUGGGCCGGCACCCUCGAAAAGUUUGGCGUAGAUCGAUUCAAAUCCAACGCCGUCAAGGCACAAAACGCGCUGUCAACAGUCAUCCAAAUCGUGCGCGACGAAAAGCAACUCUUCAAGCAAGCCGCCGCAGACAAGCGAGCUUCCUUUAAAGCCGCCGCUAGUGCAUUAUUCGAGUACCGACCUCAACCCAACAGCUCGUCCUGAGCAAAAAGUUGGUCUGCACAUAGAUCCGCUACGAAUGUGGCGGGAGGGCCUUCGCGUCAUGAAUUUCUUUUUUCUCAUCAUUUUAAACGAAAUAAAACCAAAUACCAGUCACUGUACAGCACA